This is a messenger RNA of Humulus lupulus (European hop), 648 nucleotides long. RefSeq lists its product as uncharacterized. The record is from RefSeq and is a predicted model, not a curated record. NCBI's taxonomy places the organism in Eukaryota, Viridiplantae, Streptophyta, Magnoliopsida, Rosales, Cannabaceae. The coding region runs from base 129 to 455 and encodes 108 amino acids. The transcript is spliced from 5 exons.
UAUUCCUUCAGCUUCGUGUGUUUACUUAUGUAAGAUGAUAUAAUAUAUCUGAUUUUCCAUGUUUCAUCUUCUUGUUACUCAUCAUAAGUGACUGCUGGCCAACCAUAAAUUAUUGAUUGCAGGGACUUAUGGAGGAAAUCAAUGCUGUCUUAAGUAGAAAGUUAGAUUUCGAGGUGUUAAACUUUCUGGCCUUGAUCUUUCAAAACUGGAUUUGUCUUAUGUGGACUUCAUCCAUGCUUGUCUUAGAGAUGUAUUCUUCUCACGUGCAAACCUACAGUGUGCCAAGUUCCGGGUCAGUGUUCUACAAGUGUCCAGCCUUCCAUGUACACAUUCCUAGACCACCAAGUGGAGUUCAUUAUCCAAAUAAGUCUAUCAUCAAGAAGCAUGUUAAACCCACACCAUUUUUUUGGCAUGAGAAGUCUGCUGUUGUUGGACGGUUGCAUUCUUUAAGCUAAACAAAUGGACUCACAACAAAGACAAGUGCACAAAGGAUGAUGAAUUGAAGGAUGGAGCAAGUUUCACGCAUGGUUUACUUUUGUGUAUCUUGUAAUGUUUCUAUUUUUCAUUUUUGAAGUAAAAAUUGUUCAAGAUUAUAAAACUUUAUUAUGUUAUGCUUUCAAACUUAAGUUAGAACUAAGAUCUCAUGAA